GAGCUGCACGAGACCCAUCAUUCUGCCAGAGCCUUCAGCCAUUUCGUCAUGGGUCAGGCUUCAUAUGGGGCGAUCGUGUUACGUUUGUGCGGGAUCGAUUUACUCCAUGGCGGGCGUUAGCUCUUCCGUGGAAUAGGAGAGCCCAGAAAUUCAAACUGUGGAGCUAUUCGCUUUCCUUAGAUGUCUUCGAAACCGAAAGGAAGAGGAACACGCUGAGCCGAUGAAGAAGAUCGGAAACGGAACCCGACCGGCG
Amoebophrya sp. A120 is the source of this 253-nucleotide messenger RNA. The record is from the annotation of a GenBank genome assembly. NCBI's taxonomy places the organism in Eukaryota, Dinophyceae, Syndiniales, Amoebophryaceae.